CUGUCCUGCUCCUGGCGCCCAUCCCCCGCCGUGCCCUCCUUGGCCAGCAGGUCCAGGCGCUGGUUGAUCUUGGCAAUGAUGGAGUCAGAGCUGGAUCCCAGCUCUGCUGAGCCUGAGGAUCCCAGGCCCAGGGAGGAUCCUGAUCCCAACCCUGAUCCUGCUCCAAAACUGGAUCCUGAUCCUGCUCCAAAACCGGAUCCUGAUCCUGCUCCAAAACCGGAUCCUGCUCCGAAAGUGGAUCCUGCUCCUGAUCCGAAGGUGGAUCCUGAUCCGAAGGCAGCUCCAGAUCCCGAUCCAAAGGUGGAUCCCGAGGAUCCCAAGCCCAAAGCAGAUCCAGAUGAUCCAAAGGCAGUUCCUGACCCCGAGCCAAAGGUGGAUCCCGACGAUCCAAAGCCGGAUCCCGACGAUCCGAAGGCAGCUCCAGAUCCCGAGCCCACGGAUCCGAAGGUUCCUGAUCCCACAGAUCCAAAGGCAGCUCCAGAUGUUGAUCCCACGGAUCCAAAGGCAGCUCCAGAUGUUGAUCCCACGGAUCCAAAGGCAGCUCCAGAUGUUGAUCCCACGGAUCCAAAGGCAGCUCCAGAUGUUGAUCCCACGGAUCCAAAGGCAGCUCCAGAUGUUGAUCCCACGGAUCCAAAGGCAGCUCCAGAUGUUGAUCCCACGGAUCCAAAGGCAGCUCCAGAUGUUGAUCCCACGGAUCCAAAGGCAGCUCCAGAUGUUGAUCCCACGGAUCCAAAGGCAGCUCCAGAUGUUGAUCCCACGGAUCCAAAGGCAGCUCCAGAUGUUGAUCCCACGGAUCCAAAGGCAGCUCCAGAUGUUGAUCCCACGGAUCCAAAGGCAGCUCCAGAUGUUGAUCCCACGGAUCCAAAGGCAGCUCCAGAGCCCGAGGUUCCCUCGCUGGAUCCCAGCCCCAGCUCUGCAGCCUUGUUAAUUAAUUAG
This is a messenger RNA of Ficedula albicollis (Collared flycatcher), 936 nucleotides long. RefSeq names its product protein TsetseEP-like. The record is from RefSeq and is a predicted model, not a curated record. The transcript has 2 exons. The coding region runs from base 76 to 936 and encodes 286 amino acids. NCBI's taxonomy places the organism in Eukaryota, Metazoa, Chordata, Aves, Passeriformes, Muscicapidae.